Messenger RNA from Tuber melanosporum (Perigord truffle), 966 nucleotides. RefSeq lists its product as uncharacterized. NCBI's taxonomy places the organism in Eukaryota, Fungi, Ascomycota, Pezizomycetes, Pezizales, Tuberaceae. The record is from RefSeq and is a predicted model, not a curated record. Gene Ontology annotation, cellular component: cytoplasm; mitochondrion. Gene Ontology annotation, molecular function: lipoyltransferase activity. The transcript has a single exon. The coding region runs from base 1 to 966 and encodes 321 amino acids. Gene Ontology annotation, biological process: protein lipoylation.
AUGUCGCCUUCACGGGGCCUUAUAUUUGCAAGGACGGUAUCCCGCGCGCACCAGCGACAAUUCCGGCGCUAUCAAAGUACUUUCAGAACCUUCUCGGGCUCGCAAAUACCGGUGCAAGUCUACAUCUCCAAAUCGAAUAAUCCGUACCUCAACCUCUCGCUCGAGCACCACCUCUUCCAGACUACUCCCCCCAAGAUUGCCACUCUUCUAAUAUACACCAAUAGUCCGUCCAUCGUCCUGGGACGGAAUCAGAACCCGUGGGUCGAGGUCAACCACCCGCAAUUCGCCUCGACCUUUAACCCUCCGCUCAUCGUGCGCCGUCGUUCUGGCGGUGGUACGGUCUUCCAUGAUCUGGGUAACGUGAACUACUCCGUCGCCAUGCCGACAUCCGCCUUUUGCCGUGACAAGCAUGCGGAAAUGGUCGUGCGUGCGCUGCGCAAGCUAGGUGUCGCAGAAGCGGUGGUGAACAAGCGGCACGACAUCGUGAUCUUGCCGGACGGGAUGACGGUGGAGGAAACGAGGUUGACUCGGGAGGUAGUGGGUACCAAGAAGGUUUCUGGGAGCGCUUAUAAGCUGACUACCCGCCGGUCGUACCAUCAUGGGACAAUGCUCUUGGAGAGUAGGUUGGAGGAUGUUAGGGGCUAUCUGAGGAGUGCUGCUAGGGAAUGGAUAAAGGCUAGGGGGGUGGAUAGUGUCAGGAGUAUGGUUGGGAAUGUGCGAAUUGAGGGGGGGAAGUUUGUGGGGGCUGUUGUCGAGGAGUUUGGGAGGAUGUAUGUUGGUGAGGAAGGGAUGGAGAUUCUUAAAGAUGCCAUGGCGAGUAGGAGGGAUAGGAUAGAUGGGGAAGUGGGGGUUUGUUGGGUUGGAGAAGAGGCGGGCGAGGUUGAAGAGGUACAAAAGGGGAUUGCGGAGUUGAUGGUGAGUUCUAGAGUUUAUGGGAGGGUUUUAUAUGCUGAGCUUGUGGUGUAG